This is a messenger RNA of Galleria mellonella (greater wax moth), 3872 nucleotides long. RefSeq lists its product as uncharacterized. The record is from RefSeq and is a predicted model, not a curated record. The coding region runs from base 306 to 1145 and encodes 279 amino acids. The transcript is spliced from 8 exons. NCBI's taxonomy places the organism in Eukaryota, Metazoa, Arthropoda, Insecta, Lepidoptera, Pyralidae.
ACGGCACGGCGAAAACGCGUCACGGACAAUAAUUUUGCCAAAAAUAAAAAAGAAAAAUCCGGCAGCUCCACAGCCUAAAUUUGGAGCUUCGAUUUUUGAAAUACGAACACCAAUGAUGAUCUUUUGACGUUUAAUAAUUAAAAAAAAUACACGGCUAAAGACAUAAAUUUGUCUUCCAUAUAAUUGAUGAUAAUAAAUUCGACUGAAUUAUUCUGAUAUUGAGGUAUAAUUUACAAGAGACUUAUUAUUAUUGUAAGGAGCUGUGUUUGUGUGGCCAGGCGGGCGAUUUCGGCGUGAACAACAGGAUGUGGUACUUCUGGCGGGCGUGGAGCGUGGUGGUGUGCGCAUGCGUGGUGUUCGCGCAGCGCAUCGACCAGGAACCACUGCUGUCACCACGGCCGGCGAGGGUCCGCGACAGGGAGAUCGGGAAACCAGAUGAGCCUACCUGCGACCAGCUCAAAGCCAUGUGGAGGUUUUCAAAACGGCAAGCUCGUGCUCCCGAGUUCGUGAACCAUGUUGAUUCAUACCGCGAUCCGUUGAUGUACAACGAGUGGCCAGUGUAUACUGCGUUGCCCAGAGCCGCACCCAGGUUUAGAUACCAGUAUCCUACGCUGCCGCGGGAGGCGUACGGCCGGGUCGUCACCAAAGCGCCCCCAAAUGUUGUCCGCACACCAGACUAUGACGAGAUGUUUGGCAUGCUGAAUGUACCACAUACGUCCGGCAAGAUCCUCCGGUACCCGGGCCCGUCGCGACCUCGAGGGUCCACCUUCAUGGUACCACCACAACGAGACAGGUUCGAAGCUCUGAAGAAGUUGAUCAGACAAGAGCACGUGCGUGAACUGCAGAGGAAAUACGACACGGAACAGAAACAGGAAUUGAAGGAGAUCACUUCAGGGCGCGGUGGUGAUGACUACGUAUAUGGCAAUUAUGGUGAACAGGAGCCACGAGGUCUGCAGCCCUUACAAGUGGAGUAUUCUGCUGACGAGCCCAGCGCAAGGCACAACAAGAAACCACCUUCACCUGGAAGCCGCCAGAUCUCUCAGUUCUCUCGGUAUUCCGACGUGAUGCUGCCACCAGUCCGCCGUACAUUCUAUCACCCGUUCUUCGACUACUUAGCCCCUGAGUACGUCCCUUAUGCGUACUGAACCCUCCCCCACCCCUCGGACUCAAAGGGCGGACUUUCUAUAACGUUCUAGAACAUUCUACGGGAACCUUCCCGCGAAGGGCUUUAAUUCCAACUAUUGUUUCUACGCCAUAUCGAAAUCAUAUCUUCGCUUCGCUUGGUCGACAGUUUGUCCCCUAUACGCGAGCUUGGGCAAAACUUACUUACUGCAAUAUUUUUAUAAUUAUUCCCCAUUUUCUAUGUAGAUAUUUGACUUUUUAAUAUACCCCUUUUGAAUAAUCGCAUUGUAUUUUUCGAUAGGUUUAAGAAAAGUGGGAUAGUUCUUCGAAUAUAAGUCCUAAUAGGACACCAUGGAAUUACGGUACUUCCAAAUGUGACAAUAAAUCACUAUUCGUAUACAAAUCGAGCAAUUAAUCCUUUAACACCCGUCAAUUCCUUAAAUAAUUAAUUCGACGAUAAUGUUGCAACAUAAUAAAUUUAUAUUAUUAUACUCUGACAAUAAUAUUGUAUGGGUGUUUUACAAUUUGAUGUUUCGUAGAAAAUAAGGGUGUCGAAAAUUAUAUAUUUUCAUUUUAAAAUAAGAAUCUAAUUAUUUAGAACGCGGCGGGAAGCCGGACAAAGAUUGCCAGGUUUUCGCUUUGAUUCUCCCAUUUAAUGAGAUGUCUCUACUAGCAACAUUAAUAAUCAAAGGUCUGAUUUUUGACGUAUUGUUUUUAAUAUCAAUUUUGUAUAGUUUCUUUUUAUAUAAAUAUAUAUUUACGAGGUACAGUCCGAGCCCGACGGCCUCUUGGAAUCGAAGCGAAAAAUACUCAAGUAUCAAUAUAUGUUUACUAUCGUUUACAUGUUUUAGUAUUAGACGCUCGCUAAUUUUUAAUGUAGAUACCUAUUUAUAAUUAUUUAAGUUAAUUUAAACGCAUUAUAAAUUAGAAUAAAAAUAAUUUUGUAUUCGUAAUUUGUGAUGUACUUAUAUUUGUGUGCGAACUGCCAAUAUGAAUUUUCAUUUGCUUGUUGCUAAAAUUUUUAUUGUAUUAUUCAGUAUUAUUUGAAAAAAAAAAUGUAGAAUACUCACGACUAUGACUUUAUCUUUAUAGGAAUGUUAUAUACUAGGCUGACAAUAACUGUCUGGAAGUCACUACGGGCUCCGUAGAUUAUUUAUUCACCAAAUAUAUACAUAAUCAUUGUUGUGAUUAGUCACUAAGUGAUAGUUAUCAUGUAAUAUAAUCUUCAAAAGCCUUCAAGACGGCUAAGUCGAUUUCGGAUGUGCUUUGUGCGAAUCAAAUUUGUGAAUAUCGUACGAUGUAAUUGCGCAACCGAGGUCCGACAGAUAAAUGCUUUAACUACGUUUAAAUGUUUCAUGUUUAUUGUAAUAGUUAAUUGUAAAUUAGCAAUUGGCGCGCCUCGCGCGGCUUAUUUAAUAUUUGUGUACUAUUGGAUCUUAGGUGUAGGGUUGGGGGCAGCCUGAUAGGUACCUAUGACGAUUAAAAAUACGAAGGUAUUUUUGAAGGAGUAAAAAAUAUUUUAAAAUAUCGACAAAGCGAGACAAUAAUGAAAGUUCCGGAUAAAAAAACGAAUGGCGACGGUGUUUCGUCGGUCGCUUAUCUCCAUUUUAACAGUGUUGCCAUUACCUAUCAAAUGUUACCCAAAAAAAGUGUUGCCAUGAAGCGGAGGCUGUAAUUCUAAGGAAAUUGUUAUCUAUUUGUGUACUAUAUUUAUUAUUAUAUCUAAUCAACUAUCGACUUGUAAGUAUCGACCCAACACGUCGACAUAACCUCACAGACUAUGAAAUUUGGCUUUAAAAUUAUAUAAACACAUGUAUUAUGAUGGCUUUAAGCAAGUCAAUGAAUUCAUUAAUCUUCUAUUUAUUGUAAAGGGUUUAUUGUAGGAUGUGUCAUAUCCUACAUAUUACGAUUUAGCGAGAUUAUCUAUACAUAUUUUUAUUUAUAUAUAAUUUUCUAACAAUAUUCGGUAGAGUUUUACAAAUUAUUUUAUUGUCUUAUAAAAAAAAAUAUCAUUAAUAAAUUAGAUAGUGGAUAAAACAUUGAGUAGUGUUUAUUGGAAGCGUAUUGCAAUUAUAAAUAGGUGUUUAAUUAAUAAAUCGUAUGAUAUAUUGCGUAGACAUUUCGCAUUUACAUAUCCCUGGACUAUGAAGUCACAGUAACUGGAAACAUAUAAUUUACCAUAUCAGUAUUAUAUUUCUGCAUUAUGUGAUAAAUAUAUGUGAAGCCAUCGAAUGUAAAAAAAAAUAAUAUGUCCAUUUUUAAGCUAAGGAACUAAUUCAUACAGCUUUCUUCAAUAUGCCAAAGUUUUAUGUAAUACACGUGGAAAGCUUUGUGUAUUUAUUUUAAUUUUACAUCGUCAUUACAAGAUAAAAUCUUAAUAAUAAAAUUAAAUACAAUAAUAUAUUUCUUUAAUAACGAUUCAAUACACUUCUUUAUAUAAAAAAAAAAAAAAACUAUUGUCUAUGAAUACUCAAAUACGUAACAUUCGAUGGUUGAUAGCUAAAAAUCAAUAUGCUAUAUAGCGUAAUAACCAUAUACAGCGCGGUCUGUGUUUUGGACAAUAAUUUUUAAUGACAAUAAAUCUGUGUCAAAUGAUAUAUGACCUUAUGUUGUAGACAAUAAAAUUCAAUGUAGCGAUGCCGCGUCUGUACGUAAAUUAGGUAUACAAAUUAAAUUAUCCAUAAUAAUUAAUGUUUUAAAAUGUAUAUUAAUUGGUGGUUUUUUUGAAAAAUAAAGAUAGUUACCUACUC